CUUUCUCUCUUCGUGUGUGUGUGGUAUUUUAAUGCCGCAUACUUCAUGAGAACGAAGAAAUUUCCUACUAUUACUGUUGAAUAAUUUUUAUGUUUCAGAAGAGAUUGUAUUUAUGGCAUAACUUGAAAAACUGAAUACUAUGAUCUGUUGUAAUUGGGAUUUGGGGUUUGAGUGGCAGUGACAUGUGAGUGUCUUGCACAGUACUAUUUUUGGCUUCUGGGUGUUGGCUUCUCUUCAGUAGCUAUAGAAAGCUAGUUGAGGUACAUUUGGAGGUUCUGAAAUGAACAGAAACUUUUGAUAUGAUUUUUUAAACUUUAAACAUGGGUUGCUGCUUCAGCAAAGAAUUAAGCAACAGCAACGACGAUGAAAAAACGGGCCUUUUAGAAAAAUCUGAGGAGGAAGAAGUACCAGAAAACAGGAUAAGUAAAACUUUAUCUUCAUUAUUUGAUACUGUGGAAGUUAAGGAGCUGCACAAAAUAGAAAAUACGGCCAGUGAUACAACUACUAGAAUUGAUAGAUGGGAGAAGGAACCAAAUGAUAAACAGUUGUUUUGGUCUAAAAAAGUGAAGUUUCCUGCUUUUCAUAUUUUGGAUACUGAAUAUGAAGUGCCUUGUAGAACUAGCAGUUCCUUUAAUUUUAUUCCUUCAUUAAGUUUGGUACAAAAGGUCUUAAAUAGACAUGAAAAUUUAGAGAAAAAUGAAUGUAAAAAAGAUUUAGUUGCUUAUGAACAUCCUUCUGAAAAACCUAAUACUAAUGCAUUCUUUGUUCAUAAUGGAAAUAAACUUAACAUGUCUGAAGGUAGGAGUUCUCAAGACUGUAUUUCUUUUUCUUAUGCACCAGUGCUUUCAGACCAAAGCUUACAGGAAGAGGUUUUUUUUAAUAAAAGCUAUCUGGAAUAUUACCCAGUAACUUGUAAAAACUCAUUAGCAGAAAGGGAAAUAGUGGCAGAUGGCCAAAUCAGCAGCAGUAAUAAUGAGAGCACUAAAAUAUUAGAUGUUCCUGAAAAACAAACAGCAAAUGAAAAACCAAUUUAUGUCGAUCACAAACAAAAUAGUAACUCAAGAGAGAAUGAAUUUUAUAGUAUAUGUGUUGUCGAUUCUGAUUGUCUACAAAUGGAUGAAGAAGUGUCUACUAAUAUUCAUGGAGAAACUUCAACAGAUGAAAACCAUUCAGCUGUUACCAGUGAGGGAAUGUGUACCAUGGCACAGCCUCUAGAUACUGGAAAAGAAAUUUUAGUCUGGCAUGCUGUACAAGGGGCAGCUAAGUUAAGUAUAGAACAGGAAGAAUUGUCCCAGCACAAAAUAUCACUUCCUAGUCAAGCGAAAAAACUUUCUAAUGUGGAAAUUAAAUGUACGACUGGCUUAUUAACUGAAAAUAACCCAACUUAUACAUUGAAAGAUACUUAUAGCAUGUCAGAUGAUAAUUUAAAGGGAAAAGCUUGUGUUGAAUUUCCUAAAGAUCAUAUACAGAGCAGUCUGUUACAUAGUGAUACCAUUCUAUCUGAAUUAAACUUUAACAUAGACUGUGAUUCAUUAAAAGAGAGGUGUGUUGACCAAGAAGAAAGAGAUUUUCCUAUUGCAGACAAAUUAAAUCAUUUGGACAAUUCAUCUAUUAAUUUACUCAAAGACAUUGGAGAUAGUAAAAUGAAUGGUGAAUGUGAUGCUACAGCUAUUAUUGUUGGUCAGAACUUAAGUUCCAGAAGUGAAGUGGAAAAUAUUUAUCUGGAGGAAACUUUAAAUGACAAUAAAAGUAAAGUUGAAUUAGAAUUCAACAAAACAGAGGGCUUUUUUCCUGACAAUCUAGUUGAACUCCAUUCAAGUACAAAUCAGUUGACCAAUUUUAAGAAUUCUCAUUAUAAAUUCCUUCACAUGCACUGUGAUACAAAAGAUGCAGGGUCUAAUUCUAAUGACCAUCACAAUGAAUUUUCUUGCAUCUUAGAUACCAAAGAGAAGGACAAAUUACAACUUGUAAACACUGACUUACUUCUGAGAUCUGUGAAUUAUUCCCAGUUUCAAAAUAAGAUAAAUAUUUUAGAUAAUGAAAAUCAUGCUGACAGUACCAUUAAAUCUAAAAUCUUCAGUCAUAAAGAUUUUCCUACUGAUUUAAAUGUAAGCAAACUGUUAACACAAACCAGAGAGAACUUAAUAUGUGAAUUACAUGAUAAAAACACAUAUAAAGUAAUCCAAGGACCAAAUAACUCACCACCUGUUCUCUCACAAGUACUUGAAAAUAAAGAUAAAAAUUACCUCCAAUCUUCCAGUUCCAUAACCAAAAACUAUGUUUUCCCCACAUCUCUGUUAGCUUGCUCUGAUAAUCAAGUAGACUUGAAGUCAUUUCAUAGAACUGAAGGUGAAACAGAUCCAUUAAGCAAUGUAUCUAAAACAGUCUAUGGUGAGGAUAAUAACUGUGAGACAGAUAGUUUUAGGUCAGAUUCUGAAAUUACCAUUGAUCAAAAAGCAGAUAUACUAACUUGUAAAGAAAAUUUAUUGCACAGACAGAAGAUUCUUUUGUUUUCUUGUGAUAAUACUAAAAAUUUGAAAGACUCUGAACUGAAAAAUAAACAAAGGAAAAACAAAUCUGGAACCCAGAAAAUGUUUAACAAAUGUAAAACUGAAUUAUCUAGCUUAUUGCCACAUUCACUUCAGUGUUCUAAUUCAAAUGUACCUCAGUCAGAAACUGAAGAGUAUAAUCUCAAGAAUAGUAAAAAUUCACAACCAAAGCAAAUUUAUUGUAGAUCAGUGAAAGAAGUUAGUGAUACUUCUGGAAACUAUAAUUCACAUUUAAGUAAACCAGAAUUUCAUAAUGAAGAAGACCAAAAUAGACGGCAAUGCACAGAGAAAGAGAAUGUUGGUCUUAUUCAUAAUGAUUCAUUAGAUACUUAUCAAACAAAUGACCAAGUAUGCCAUUUAAAAGAUAUAAGUCCUGAACCAGAAAUUAGGAAAUAUGUUUUAAAUUCCCAAGAGAUUGAGGUGGAAAAUUACAAGUUGACACACGAAAAACUAAAAUGUGUUGAUACAAAAACUCUGGGUGAAGUUGACCCAACUCAAAUGGAUAAGUAUGCAUCUACUCCCUCUUACGACAUACUUCAAGUAAUUCCUGUUAUCUCAGUUGAUGGCAAAGAAGUGGUACCACUUGAUGAGAAUUGUACCCCUCAUCUUAUGGAGGAUAAAAUGAAUAUGUCAGAAAAUCCCCUCAAAGUGGAUUUCCAGGAUGGAUUGAGUUUCCAUUUCUUAAAUGAACUUUCUUACUACCAAUCUGGAGGGAUAACAAAUCAAAUAUUUUCUAAUAGACUUAUUAAUGGUUGUGGUGCUUACCAAAUGGGCUAUCUGUGGACUAAUUCAAUGCCUGAAGACGUAAUGGAAGAUAUAAGUGAGAAGUUACAAAAUAGGCCAGAAGACUUGAAGAACACCUCACUUUUAGUGGAAAGCUACCCAUAUCAACAGCCAGUACUCCAGGAUGGUGGUAUUUGGGGAUGGCAGGAGAGAAGUGAAGAAUUAGAACCAGCCAAGGUUUCAGAGUUAAACCCUAAUGCAAAAGUAUGGGGGAAUCAUCUGUUACACUUGGAAGCAAGUGGUACCACUGAUGGAAAUGUGAGCAAAACCUGGGAAGAAAUAGCAGAUCACCCUCCAGAUGCCUGCAAAGAAGGAUUGGAUGCCAACAGUAAUGUCGACACAUCAUAUCCAAAUGCAGUGUUAGGAGACCUGCAAGAACCAGUUUCAUUGUCAGACCAAACAGAUAUGAGCACUUUGGUCCUGGACCAUUCAGAAUAUGAGCCUAUGCCUGAAAACUCCCAGACAGAAGAAAGUGAAGAAAUCCCAGAGGACCCCCGAGAAGUGCUUAAAAAAACACUGGAAUUCUGCUUAUCUCGAGAGAAUCUUGCAAGUGACAUGUAUCUUAUAUCACAGAUGGAUAGUGAUCAGUAUGUGCCAAUAACAACAGUAGCUAACCUCGACCAUAUCAAGAAACUCAGUACUGAUUUGGAUUUAAUUGUUGAAGUUCUGCGGUCUUUGCCUUUAGUUCAAGUGGAUGAAAAUGGAGAAAAAGUCAGGCCGAAUCAGAAUCGCUGCAUUGUUAUAUUGCGAGAAGUACCUGAAUCAACUCCUGUUGAAGAAGUAGAAGCACUCUUCACAGGAGAUAACUUGCCUAAGUUUGUCAAUUGUGAAUUUGCCUAUAAUGACAAUUGGUUUAUAACAUUUGAGUCAGAAGCUGAUGCACAGCAGGCUUAUAAAUACCUGAGAGAAGAACUGAAAAUUUUUCAAGGAAAACCAAUAAAGGCACGGAUAAAAGCAAAGGCUAUUGCUAUAAACACAUUUUUGCCAAAGAAUGGAUAUAGACCUCUGGACAUGAACCUUUAUACACAACAGCGUUAUACAACAUCGUUUUACUUACCUCCAGUUUACAAUCCACAUCAACAAUUCCCAUUGUACAGCUUAAUUACACCACAGACCUGGUCAGCUACACAGAGUUAUCUUGAUCCGUCUUUGGUAACACCAUUUCCAAAUACUGGAUUUAUAAAUGGGUUUACAUCUCCCACUUUCAAACCCGCAGCAUCUCCUCUAACAUCACUCAGACAAUAUCCUCCUAGAAACAGGAAUCCUAGUAAGUCACAUCUGCGACAUACGCUACCCACUACAGAUAGAGGACCUGGACUAUUAGAAAGCCCAACAAUAUUUAAUUUCUCCACUGACCGCUUAAUUAAUGGUGUCCGGAGUCCACAAACAAGGCAACCAGGACAGAACAGAACACGGAUGCAAACCACUUCAACUUAUGCCAAGAGGGAUAUUGGAAUCGGACGAAUGGAACAGAAUAAUCUUGAAACUUCUUCACUGUUAGGUAGAGGAAGGAAAAAUUCUUAUGGUUUGAGGAAAAAGAGAGAGGACAAGUUUACAAGAAGUCAAACUCAGUCUCCCACACCACCAAAGCCUCCAUCUCCUAGCUUUGAAUUAGGCUUGUCUAGUUUUCCACCUUUACCUGGAGCUGCAGGCAAUUUGAAGACAGAGGAUUUGUUUGAGAACAGGUUCUCUAACAUGGUAAUAGGAACAUCAAAAGAAAGACCCCUGAAUGUGGAUGCAAGUACAAACAUUAUUCCUGCAAUAAUGCCUAGAGAGCCUUCAAUGUCAGGUUCUUCUGUUCUGUCAGCAGGAUAUGAACAGUCUCCUUCCCCAGUCCAGUUACCUGAAGAAUCCAAGGUUGUGGAAAACAAGCAGAGGGAAACUCACAGCGUGGAAAGGCUUCCUUGUACCCUCGUUCCCACUGCGUGUAGAUCGGUGCAAGUCAAUGGAGUUCCCACAGAAUCAAGAAAACCCAGUUAUGCAGAAAUUUGCCAGAGAACAACUAAAGAGCUGCCGCCACCUCCUCCUCCUCUUCCUCCUCCUCCUCCUCCUCCUCCUUUACAAACCCAGAAAGAACAGAAGUCAAACUCAGCUGGCUGUGGGAAAGAAGAGAAAAAACCCACUGAACCACCAGUGGAGAGAUGCCGAGAACCCCCUCCUUCAAAAUCAAAUCCAGGACACCCCAAAGACCAGAGGAGACAGUCAGGCCGCAGAUCCCCACCACCAGCCCCUGGGAAGCGUUUGAAUAAAGAACAGAGCACACCUCCCAGAUCUCCCCAGUGAACCCUGUGUGUGUUGGAGGGGGCUGUGGAAGAGUUCUGUUUACCAAGGUUCCCACUCGGAGUACGGAGCAUGAGUUGCUGGUUAGGAGCUUGCAGUGGUACAUGAGGCGUGUGAAAUGCCUUCAAGUUAAUUUUCUUCUAUGAAAAAUUAUUUUCCCCUCUUGAAAAACAGUCUAUUUUUUCAGGAUUUAAUUGAUCUAAACCUUACGUUUAGGUUGGUGCUUAACUGGAGGUGAUGCAUAAAGUCUGAUUUUUUUUCAGGAUAGAAAAUGCAUUUAUCUUAACAAAUUGAUAUUUUUUAUGAAGCCUCCAUGUGGCUAUGAAUGCAAGCUAUAUAUAUAGUGAGUUUUUCUAAAUUAAGCAGAAGUCUACUGCUUUCUUUUCUUUUCUUUUUUUUUUUAAAAUAACCAGUCUAGAAGUACAUACCUUAAAAUAUCUAAAUAGACUAAUGAUCUCUGGUGACAGCUAGUAAAGCUAGUAUUGAGAGUGCAGGAAGAACAGAUAAAUUUUGUAAAAUGCUGACACAUGUAACUGGGAGGAAAUUUUUUUUAAUUAUUAUUAUUAUAUUACUGUGACUCACUUGGGCAUAGGAACUUUCACUUUUGGGUUACCUAAAUGGUUGGUUCUAGCAUUUUAACAUUUUAAUUACUAUUUGAUCUUCAAUGCAAAUGAACAAUAAAAUCCUGUGGAGAGCACCAUAGAGAAUAUGUUUGAGUUUUGAUUUACUGCAAGCGAGUAACCAGCUUCUCACUCCAUAUUAAAAUAGAUUUGACUACAUUUAACAAAUUCAAAGCACAUUGUUAACAAACUUUCAUUGUGGAGAGGUGCCCGUAGAUAUAUGUUACUACAAGGUAGCACUGUAAUUUUUGUUUGUUUGUUUGUUUGUUUGGUUGGUUGGUUGGUUGGUUGGUUGGUUUGGUUUGGUUUUGAUGACCCAAAAGUUAGCAUUCUUGGUUUGGCAAGGAAGCUGAUACAAGUCACCACAGUACCUUCUGAUUCCCCCUCAUCCUAUGCUCAUGCUUUGUGUAGAUUUCUUUCAACUCUGUCCCAAGUGCUCUUUGAAAGAGUCCAUGUAUCUUGUCAACUGAGGAUUGAUGUCUUCCUGUACCUCCUAACAUUGGCAUAUAGAUGUAAAAAUUUUUUUAAGUGUGAGAGAAUGGUGUUUGUUGGGGAUUUUUUUAUGUGCUGGAGAAAAAUCCCUGCUUUUCCUCUGAAAUGAGGUCUCUCUUAUUGAUUUACUUCUAGAAGUGCUACACUUCUGAAGAACAAGGAUGCACUAAAUUAGCAAGUUUCUAAUAAAGUUAAAUAUAAAUUAUUUUUGUUUUAAAAUGCCUAAGGUUUUUCUUUAAGUAUUCUAAGCAGCAGGCAGUUAAAAUGAUACUAUUUCCUGCUAAAUGUAACCAUACAACUUAUUCCAUAAAUGUUUAUUUAAAAGAACUGAUUUUUUUUAAGAAAUUAUUUCCAUCCAAUAUUUAAAGACUUGAAUUUUAUUUAAACUUGAAAAUGACUUUGCCUUAACUUUUGUAUAAGACAGCUUAGCGUUAAUGAAGACUGACCCACUGGGUUGGCAUGAGUGGAAUACAGAAUUACUCAGUUACCAUAUAUAUCUAGUGUCACUGGUUAUACUGAGUAAAUUUACUGUAGAACAGAUAAUAGCAGUUUUUGUAAUAUACCUUAAAGAUCUUAAACAGUUGAACUUUUUCAGAUUGUUGAAAAAUCCUGUAAAUGCAAAUAGUCAAUACUGUAUUAAAUAUGUGCACUUGAAAGUAUGUGCUUAGCUUGUACAGUUGUAAAUAAUCAGAACAUAUAAAAAGGUACCCUAAAGAAAAAUCUGAUAAAAAUUAUUGAUAUAUUAUAAAUGUUGCUGUUGAGCUGGAUGUAGAUAAACUAAAUGUUGUGGUUUGAAUAUUACUUUAAUUUGUCACUUUUUUUUUCAUUUUCUUUUAUUCUGGUGUGCUGAACUGACUUUGCCUGUUCACUGCAAAAGGGAAAUUGGGGAAAAAAUCUUAUUUAAAAACCUUCAGUUGUUUUCAUACUCAUCUUUAAAAGUGUGGAUUUUUUUUUUUCAGUAUAAGUGUCUUGUCACAUAAUAUAAAUAAGCAAUUGGCAGUCUAGUGAAGUGUAAAAUAAAUAUAAAUUUUAAAAGAUGGUCCAUCAAAAUAAAAUUUGUUAAAGUGGGAAUUAAGACUGCCUUCUCUCUCCCUGUCAAAAAAAAGUCAUACCCUGAUAUUUUUUUGAUCGCUUUAGCAUCAGUACUCAUAAAGAUUCAAAAUAACUUUCUGAUGCUUAAAUAAGGGAUUUAUGGUUUGUUUCAUUUGUCAUGUAGUUGAGUAGAGAAUAAAAAAUAACGUGAUUUCUUAAAUCUAAACUAAAUUGAACUACAAAAAAAAAAAGAUUGUAAGGGCAACCUAAGACCUGAUUACUUUUUAAUAUUGCACACUUUGUUGUGGGAGGAGAUGGAACAUGAGCAACCACAGUCAUCACCAAGAUUACAAACUCUUAUUUAGUCACUGGAUUUUUAUAUUUAUGUUUUCCCCCUUCUGGACAGUGAACAUGGCAGUUAGAUUUGUAUAUGGUUAAAGCCAGCUAUAAUGAUUUGCUUUGUUUGCCUGCUGAACAUGAAAGGCUCAACAGCUGGAAACAAUUUAUUAAAAAGGUCACUUAACAGCAACAGUAUACAGCUAAUCAUUAUAGUGAACUGGUACAUUAUAAGGUAAUAUAUUGAGAUCAGCAGGAUAUGUUGUGCUGUUUUAAUGUAUUCUGCUGCCAUUUGUACUAGGUCAAUACACUGUAAUUACUGCUUACCCAGCAAUAGUCUGUUGCAUCCAGAGUUUAAACCUUGCUGUGAUGUGGUUUUUAUAGCUUUCUUUUUAAUUAAGCAAAGGUGACAUGCCAAAUAGCUAUAUGACGAUGAUUCAAGAAAAAAGUCAUACUGCAAUUAUUUUAAGAUUUUCCACUCACUGACAGAUUUGAGACUAUCAGAAUAGAAAGUUGUGAUGCUACACGCAGACUGUUGUGAUGGGACACAUAGCUAAUAACUGUGGCUUUCAUAAAUUCAUUUUUUAAACCCUUCUAGCAAGCAGUAUCUCUAGAAUCAGAGAUACAGCGAUUAAAAUUGGAAUUUUUAACUUGUGAAAUUGUGUGAUAAUACUUUUCAAAAUAUAAAAGUAGUACAGAAUCUGGCCCAGUUUUCCUAUAAAUUAAUUUAUGAUAGUGUAGUUGUUUUUGAAGUUAGUGCCAUGACACUUUAGAUCACCCCUCCCUUCCCUCCAAUUCCAUCAAUUGGUCACUAGAAGUCACCUGAUAAAGUGACAACAAACUUAUUUUGUUGUUUUCUCCGAAUAUUUCAGCAGUUGUCAUGAAAAAGGUCCCGUUUGAUAUGAUUCAUUGUUUCCCUAGAGCACCAGAUGACUAAUGGUGCAUACCUCUUUGUAUCUCCUUUUGCUUGCUAUGGUUAAGGGUUUUAUGUGCUUUGUAACCUAUUACACAAAUAGCAGCAGACAAUCGAAGAUUUAAGGAGAGAGUUGACAGCUGCCAAUUUGGAAACUAGAAGUGGAAAUAAGGAAACUUCACUGAGGGUUUUUGUUUUUGUUCUACUUUCUCCAUUAAGACUGGAAUCAAGCUUAUAUGUAAACUAUUGGUAAUUUAAGUUUCUUUUUGUGUCAACAAUGUAAAACUGUCUAAUUUGAAAAAUGUAGGUUAUGAAAAAUAAAGAUUUAGGCACUGUUCA
This is a messenger RNA of Monodelphis domestica (gray short-tailed opossum), 9344 nucleotides long. It is a transcript of the gene LARP4B, whose product is annotated as La ribonucleoprotein 4B. Gene Ontology annotation, molecular function: mRNA 3'-UTR binding. Gene Ontology annotation, biological process: positive regulation of translation. NCBI's taxonomy places the organism in Eukaryota, Metazoa, Chordata, Mammalia, Didelphimorphia, Didelphidae. The record is from RefSeq and is a predicted model, not a curated record. Gene Ontology annotation, cellular component: cytosol; cytoplasmic stress granule.